This is a messenger RNA of Condylostylus longicornis, 1381 nucleotides long. RefSeq names its product zinc finger Ran-binding domain-containing protein 2. The transcript has 3 exons. The record is from RefSeq and is a predicted model, not a curated record. NCBI's taxonomy places the organism in Eukaryota, Metazoa, Arthropoda, Insecta, Diptera, Dolichopodidae. The coding region runs from base 138 to 1121 and encodes 327 amino acids. Gene Ontology annotation, molecular function: RNA binding; lipopolysaccharide binding. Gene Ontology annotation, biological process: RNA processing.
UUUCCAGUAGAAGUUUCGUAGUUUCCUAGUUUUCUUAAAAUAAUUUUUAGUUUACAAAUGGUUGAAUAAUUCUUAGUCAUUGAACUUUUGUUUUAUUUUUUUUUCAAAUUAGUGAAUUAGUAAAAAAUUAAAUAGGAAUGGCGGCAUUUGAUUCAUCCAAUGGAAGCAAUGGCGAUUGGAUAUGUCCGGAUCCAGACUGCAAAAAUUUAAACUUUUCACGACGUACUCAUUGUAAUCGGUGCCAAAAAGAAAAAGAAUCCUUAUCUGCAGGUCAAACAACUAAAAAAAAAUUAGGUACCGAAAUAGGAAAAGCAGCAGCAGAAAAAAGUAGAGGUUUAUUUAGUGCAGAGGACUGGCAAUGUAGUAAAUGUGGUAACGUGAAUUGGGCAAGACGCCAAACAUGUAAUAUGUGUAAUGCUCCAAAAUUUACCGAAGUAGAAAAGCGAACUGGAUAUGGAGGUGGAUAUAAUGACAGAGGUGUUGUUGAAUAUAAAGAACGACGUGAUUCUGAUGAUGAUGAAUAUGAUGAAUUUGGAAGGAGAAAAAAAAGAAAGACAACAAACUUAGAUAAUAAAAAGAAUAUUAAGAAAGACUUAGAUUUGAAAAAUAGAAAACCCAGUGAAGUGAAAGCAAAUGAAAAAAAAGAUAAAUAUGAUGUAGCAGAUGAUGAUGAUGAAGACGAAGAUGAUGAAGGUGGUGAUUUGUCAAAAUAUGAUUUAUGGGGAUCAGAUAAUGACGAAAUAAAUGAUAAAAAAUCUGACGCUAAAAUAAGUAAUGAUGAAGUGUAUGAAAGUAGAAAUGAUAAUUCAAGUAGCCGAACGAGAGAUUCACAUACAAAAUCCAGGUCAAAAUCAAAAUCACGAUCUUCAUCUAGCUCAACGUCAUCAUCAUCUUCAUCUGCAAGAUCUUCCCGUUCGUCCGGAAGAAGCAACUCUCGUUAUAGUUCUGAUAAAUCUCACAGAAAACGGGAAGAAAGAAGAAGCGAUUAUAAUUCGAAGUACAAAUACAAGUCGCGACCCAGAUCAUCAAGGUCAAAAUCUUCAGAUUCUUAUGGUUCAAAAACGUCCAUUCGUGAUCGUAAAGAUCGUUCCAGAAGUCGUAGUCGAUCUAAUAGGCACUAAGAUUAUUUUUUAUAUGGUUCAAAAAGUGAAUUUUUUACAGCAUUAGUAAAAAGUAUUUUAAAGGAAAUAUUUUACAGAAAAUAUUAUGGAAUAAAAGCUUUCCUAUUUUUGAUAUAAAAAAAAAAGGAUAACACAAACAAACACUCAAUAAUCAUUUUACUUUACUAAUAGUUAUAAACUUAUUAGCUUUUGAAAAUCUACCUUGUCAGAAAUCCAUUUUUAAAACAAUUUGCAGGAAUUUUAAAUAUGUAUCAACUAAA